This is a messenger RNA of Python bivittatus (Burmese python), 1243 nucleotides long. The record is from RefSeq and is a predicted model, not a curated record. NCBI's taxonomy places the organism in Eukaryota, Metazoa, Chordata, Lepidosauria, Squamata, Pythonidae.
GGUCAACAAAACUGGGCCCUUCUUGCCCAGGAAGCUGACAAAGCAAAGCGGGUGGCUCCAAACUGAAAGCUCAUGAAAUAACUCUGCUUUUCAGUCUUCUGCAGGACAAAAGGAUGCUGGGGGUGAGCUGACUCUGUUUUCAUUCUAGUUUAAUCCAGCAUUCUUGCUUUUGGUCACAUGUCGAUCAAUACUGCUGGCCUGUGACUCUGCCGCUCUCUAUAAAUUGCGGGGCCCAGCUGCGGGUGUCCAGCGGCAGAAGCAAAUUUUGGUGCAACCGGUAGGCUUCCUCCGCUCCUCCUUCUUCCGGGGUUUACGCUGCUGCUGCUUUCGUGGGCCGCUUUUCCAACCAGGGUUGAGUCUCUGGUGGAGAAAAUCGGUCAGGAGGGUAGGGUGGAGCGGGCGCAAAAUAAGGGGAGGUCUGUAGAGAGACGGUUGGAACCCACCGUCCACCGCCCAAGAACAAGGAGAGGCUCUGUAGCGGGCAAAGGGGGAGCAGCCCCCUUUCGCCAUGGCCUUGGACCAUCAGACAUCGAAGCAGCUGCAGACCAGUUCCAAGAUCGCCCUCUUCGAACAGGACAACUUCCAGGGCCGCUGCCAGGAGCUGAGUGCCCCUUGCCCCAACUUGAAGGAGGCCGGAAUAGAGAAAGUCAGUUCCAUUUUGGUGCAUUCAGGCCCGUGGGUUGGAUAUGAGCAGGCUCACUUCAAAGGGGAGCAGUUCAUCUUUGAGAAGGGGGAGUACCCCCGCUGGGACUCCUGGACCAGCAGCCGCAGGAGCGAUGGCAUCUCCUCCCUGAGGCCCAUCAAAGUGGACAGCCAGGAGCACAAGAUCGUCCUGUACGAGAACCCCAGCUUCAGUGGCAAGAAGAUUGAAAUUGUGGACGACGACGUGCCCAGUUUCCACGCCUACGGCUACCAGGAGAAGGUGUCCUCCGUGCGAGUGCAGAGCGGCACGUGGGUUGGCUACCAGUACCCCGGCUACCGUGGGUACCAGUGUCUGUUUGAGAAGGGAGACUACAAGGACAACCUGGAGUUCGGCGCCCAGCAGCCCCACAUCCAGUCGGUCCGGCGCAUCCGGGACAUGCAGUGGCACCAGCAGGGCGCCUUCUAUCGCACCAGCUAAGCCCCGGGAGGGUCCUGGGCCGCCCCCGCCACCCGGUCUUCCUCUGCUGCCUGGCCGGGCCCCCUCCUCUGCUCGCUGCCUCUGCUUCUGCUUCCAUCCCUGAAUAAAGCUUUUGUCAUCUGA